Messenger RNA from Xyrichtys novacula (pearly razorfish), 4489 nucleotides. Lineage: Eukaryota; Metazoa; Chordata; Actinopteri; Labriformes; Labridae. The record is from the annotation of a GenBank genome assembly.
GCCUGCCGCCCUGUGCCAUGUAGAGCAACUUCUCCAUCAGCUGCAGUUUCUCUGUGAGCGAGGCUAUCUCAUUCCGUCCACGAGUUAUCUCUAUUUUCAGCAUCUUUGACUCAAUCUCGACCAGUUUGCUUAUUUCAAUUACAGCUGUUUUGGAUAGUGCGUCCAUGAUGGAGACGAGCUGUGUCUGGAAAGAGAAGACCGUCGACAUGGUUUUCGGGUGUAUGUGCAGGUCUAAUGGGCUAAUGCGGAAAUUUUGCUGUCGAUUAUUUUGGCGUUCGCUGUUAAAUGAAGUUGCACCGUAUUAUUCGUUAGAGGAUGCGUGCAUGUUCGUAAGAUACGCAUGGGUCUCCUCAAAACUCAAGUGGGUGCGUGGGGGAAAGUGUCUCCACAUAGCGCCUGGGAGGAAGUAUUGUCACCCCUUAAAACUACAGAAAUUGUAGUAAAAUGACAGAAUAGUGUUUGUGAUGGCAUCAUCAAGCAUUUAAGUUGAUAAAAACGUGGAUUUGCAAGUGUAAGUUUGCUUUUCUAGGCGGUUUCUCUCUUUAUAUUGACUUUAUGUAUCGGGGUAACUCAAAAGUUAAGAACUACAAUGACCAGAAAUCAGUGCGGUCGAAGCGUGGAAUCUAAUUGGCUGUUUGAAAUUCGUUUCAGGAAGUAUUGGAGGGAAUUACUUUUGCCGACUGAAAAUCCUCAUGAUCCUCUUCACUUGAGUCUCGCAUUGGGUAAAGUAUAUAUGUUUUUAAAAUCUUUCGUUAACUCUGCCGCUCUGACUUAAGUGAGGUCAACAGAUGUCAAAAGACGCGCAUUAACCAAUUCGUGCAAAUGGAAAGUUAUCCCGAAUGAGCUUGGAUAAGUAGCUUUUGUGUCAAAUUGUCUGUUUGCGCAGCCAUUCACUGACGAUACAUAACAUUAUUGAGCCUACUACAUUGAACCAUAUUAAAAUAAUAAUAAUAAAAAAUAAAACUGGCUUUAUAUUUGGAUUUUAAUUUCCAUAUCACGAUGACUUGCAAAAAUGUACUUAACUUCCUUAAACAUGUCUCAACACCUGUUUCCCUCUCUCUGUCUCUCUGAUUUUCUUCUUCCUAGUUACUUCAUUUUUGCAGACUGCUUCCUCAUGGCUGGCAGAAGAGUGGUGGUCUUCCCGUCCUCAGCAGAGCUUGGUCCAGUGCUGGCCCACUUGGUGACCUCUCGAGCUGAAAAGGCCAUCAGCUCCCGUGGCAGGUUCACCUUGGGGCUCUCUGGAGGAAGCCUCGUGUCCAUGCUCAGCAAAGAGCUGCCUGCUCUUCCAGACCUGGACUGUAGCAAGUGGCUGGUCGGUUUCUGCGACGAACGACUGGUUCCAUUUGAUGAUCCGGAGAGCACCUAUGGGCUGUACAAGGUAUCUGUUCAGGAGGGUGCAUGUGUCUAAUGUGCAUCAGUAUGUGGAGAACAAUGUUGCUCUUUGAUUCCUCUGCAGGUACAGCUAUUUUCAAAGGUCAACAUUCCUGACAGUGGGAUCUUAACCAUAGACUCCUCUCUGCCUGUGGACCAGUGUGCUGAGGACUAUACCUGUAAGCUCAAGGAGGUGCGAUGUCUGUUCCUGUUCUGUAUUCAGUCCUGAUUCUUGUACAGUAAGAUAAAUAUCUAAAGCAUUGGUUGUCUCAUUUCAAACACACACUUCCCAUCCAUGCUAUAAUCAGUUCAAGAUUAGACUAUUGUAAUGCACUUUAUGUUGGCAUCUCUCAAUCAUCUCUUAGUCGCCUUCAACUUGUCCAAAAUGCUGCUGCCCGUGAGCACAUCAUUCCUGUCCUUAGCUCCCUUCAUUGGCUUCCCGUCUCUUUAAAGACUGAUUUUAAAAUUUUAAUGGUUGUUUUUAAAGCUUUUAACGGCCUUGCCCCCAUCUAUUUAACUGAGCUUUUAACCGUUCGGGAGCCGGAUAGAGCUCUGAGGUCGUCAAAUCAACUUCUUCUGGAGGUGUUUAGGUCAAAAUACAAGCACUGGGGUGACCGAGCCUUUUCAGUUGCUGAUCCCAGGCUCCGGGAUAAGCUCCCCACCGAAAUGAGACUUAUUUCCGACCUAGGCCUUUUCAAAUCUCGAUUGAAAACAUACUUAUUUAUGCUGGCUUUUAAUACCCAGUAACGUGGUGACACUUAUUUUAUUGCAUUGUAUUUUCUUCUUCUUUUUUUAUUGUUUUUAUCUAUUCAUUUUUAAUUUCUACUGUAAAGCACUUUGGUUCACCAAAAGGGUUGCUUUACAGGGCUGUAUAAAUAAAGAACAUUUACAUUUACAUUUACAGGCCUUCCCAGGUGAGGAUUUCCCUGUGUUUGACUUGUUACUACUGGGUAUGGGCCCCGAUGGACACACCUGUUCUCUGUUUCCAGACCACCCUCUUCUGGAGGUAAGUAUUCUAGAGGAUCUACCAGACAUUCAGGCAGAAAAUAGCAUUGUUUACCUGUAUAAAUUUUCAUGAAAAUGGAUAAAAACAGAAAGAUUUUACUGUUCUGGUUGUCCACCAAAAGUUUCCCAGAGUUGAUAGCAAUUGGCCUUGAAUAAUCUAAUGCUUAUUUGGUCAGGUAGUGUUAUUUUAUAUGUGCAUCACCAAAAAAAGUAAGAACAAAAUUUAAUGUUUUGUUGAUUUUUUUUUUUUUGUUGGACAAUUUGACUUUGUGCACCACAUAUCAGGGAUGUCUACCAAUUAAUCACAAUUUAUAGUUCUGGGCAUUCUGCAAAAAAGUUCUUCUAAAUUUUCCCCUUUUUUUAUAACUCAUUAUUUAAUGUAAUUUUUGCAGCCCUACUAAUUAAGGCCAAGAGGCAUAUGGGAGUUACUCUCUUUGAUGGGUUUUCUGAUUCACAACUCUCAAACUGUAGUAUGUGUUUUACAUUUCAAGACACUCCCUAAACCAUGGACAGAUCAAUGAUUUGUUUGGAUUUCAGUACAAUUUUGUGGUCUUCUGUCUCAUUUGUCGCUGCACGUCUGGAAACAAUCUGUCUCAUGUUGCGUCAUCUAUGUGGUGACUGGCAUUUACUCUAGGGUAUAGAGUAUCACUUUGCAACUUUUUUUUUAAUUGGGUUUUGUCACCACAUAUGAAAAAUGGCUGGUCUUUUGGUGCACCGUAUAUUCAGGAAACCAAAAAGGUUGUGGCCCCCAUCAGUGACUCUCCCAAGCCACCACCACAGCGUGUGACCAUGACUUUUCCAGUGGUGAACUCUGCACGCUGUGUGGCUUUUGUGUCAACAGGAGGAAGCAAAGCACCAGUUUUAAAGGUAAUAUUUAGGACUCUUUAAAAAAAUAAAUUAAAUUAAAACUAAAAUAUUACAAAACUGUUUAUCUGAUAUGCCACAUGAAAUCAGACUAUGUUCAGACACACAAAACCUUGUAAACUGGAUGACAAGAGAAAAGAAAAAGGACUGAACUUGGUUAAGGUUGACAGAUUGACUGGUGGCAAAUAUGCACAUUCAUGUUUCAAUUGUUAACUAUAUGUAUCAGCACCAUAAUGACCCAAAGUCCUGGCAAAAACUGGUUUUAUACUACUGACUUAUGUGAAACUACUCCUGUAUUGUAACAAAUGCAGUUUUUCUUGCAGGAAGUCCUGGAGGGAAGAGAAGGACCGGCUUUCCCAGCAGCCCGCGUUGUGCCGACUAACGGAGAGUUGUUCUGGCUUGUUGAUGACCCUGCAGCCGCCUCCUUAACUAUUCAGGUAGAGAGGCCAGGUUCAGGAGCCAAACUGUAGUCUGCAAACUAAAGGCAGGAAGUCAACACUGGUUUGAAUAAGAAGACAGAAAUUUGAUAGAGUACAUUCCUACUUCACUUAAAAAUGCUGUUGCUGUUGUAACUUGGAAAGAUAAAGAGGCAGGAAGACCAUUUAGUGCUUACUUCACUAAGGUUUGUUCGUGAAGGUCUGUUUCUAGGUUGAAGUGAACAAAAGACUUUCAAAUGUAUCCCAGCAAAGUUUAGAAAAGAAGAUUAACUUUCCAUUACAAAUUUUUUUUAGUUUUUGGUCGAGAAUCAUGAUAUACGACAGCCGAGAAGCGCCACUGCUGCAAAUAAAAAAGGAUACAAAAAAAAAAAGCCACAACAGAAGUUAAAAAAAAGAAACGAAAUCACACUGCAAAUAAAAAAAAAAAUGGUGCAGAUUUUUUAAAAAGCCACAACGGAAGUUACCAACGGAAAAAAAAGUGGCGAUAUUUUUUGUGUAACAUUCUUGUAAGUAACUUCUUUUUUUUUGCGUCAUUAGCUUCUGUUGUGGCUUUUUUUUUUUUUAAAUCUGCAUCGUUUAUUUUUAUUAUUAUUUGCAGUGGGCUUUGGUUUCUUUUUUUUUCUUCUUUUUUUCUUGCAAUCUUUUUUAUUUGCAGCAGUGGCGGUUCUCGGCCACCGUAAUGAUAAAGUCACAUCAAUAGACUGUAAAAUACUGUAUGUGUUAUUUUGCUCCUCUGCAUCCUGAACAAAAUCAAAGCUAGUCACACAUAGACACUAAAACACAUUUUUUUUGGUCAUCAUACUUGUUUGCAA